Arachis ipaensis is the source of this 1332-nucleotide messenger RNA. Lineage: Eukaryota; Viridiplantae; Streptophyta; Magnoliopsida; Fabales; Fabaceae. The record is from RefSeq and is a predicted model, not a curated record.
AGGCCGAAACUAAGCACAAGUGACAUGGACCCAUAAUGUGUCAAUAUCUGUUGGCUUUAGAGCACCACCUAAGGAACAAUAACACAUUAACAUAGAGCACCACCUUUUCAUCAUAUUGUCCAUACUCCCUAAGUUGUUGAUGCCUGCUAUUAUUGAUGGAAGCACAUGGCUCUAAGGAUGCACAAGUCAUUGAAAUAAGUGGAGAUCAUGAUGAAACAAGGAAUCCAGGAGGGAGUAAGAUCUGUAGUGAAGCAAAUGUGCCGCAUCUGUUAAUAUGGCAAGACUGUUGGCUUUGAUCCCUUCAAUUACUUCAACAGUCAUGAAAACAAAAUUGCAAAUGUGCCAACAGCUUGCAAUAUUAAUUGAUGCGGCACAUUUGCUUUCGGAUGUUGCAGCCUUUGCCAUUUCCUUAUUUUCGCUAUGGGCUGCUGGAUGGGAAGCUAACCCCCGCCAAUCGUAUGGAUAUUUUAGAAUAGAGAUUCUUGGGGCUUUGGUUUCCAUCCAAUUGAUAUGGUUGCUUGCUGGAAUUCUGGUAUACAAAGCAGUCGACAGAAUGGUAGCUGGUCCUCGUGAGGUUGAUGGUAGUUUCUGCAUUUGGUCUAGUGGUUAGCAUCAUCAUGGCUGUGCUAUUGGGCCACGGCCACGGCCACUGCCACGGCCAAGCUUUCGCAUGGAAGUUUAUCGUUCCUUAGGUGGUGCUCUAAAGCCAACAGAUAUUGACACAUUAUGGGUUCAUGUCACUUGUGCUUGGUUUCGGCCUGAAGUGGCUUUUGCUAGUGAUGAGAAGAUGGAGCCUGCUUUGGGUAUUCUUAGUAUUCCGUCAAGUUCUUUUGUUAAGAUUUGUGUUAUUUGUAAGCAAAUUCAUGGUUCAUGCACACAAUGUUGCAAGUGUUCUACUUAUUUCCAUGCCAUGUGUGCAUCAAGGGCUGGCUACCGAAUGGAGUUGCACAUUUCGGAGAAAAAUGGUAAACAGACAACAAAAAUGGUUUCCUAUUGUGCUUAUCACAGGGCUCCCAAUCCAGACACUGUUUUGAUUAUGCAAACCCCCCUUGGGGUCAUAUCAACUAAAAGUCUUCUACAAACUAAGAAAAAAACGGGUUCCAGGCUAAUUUCCUCUAGAAGAACAAAGGUAGAAGAAACCCCUCAAGCAGAAGAUACUGAACAUGAGCCAUUCUCUGCCGCUAGAUGUCGAAUCUUUCAAAGAACAAACUACACUAAAAAGGUAAGAUGCAGAGAUUUAUUUUCAUUUGCAAAAUCUGUAACAUAAUGCUUAGUCAAUGUAACAUUUACUCUUGAUACUUCUUUACAUUUUCGGUGCAAUUCAUACUUCAA